ACGGGCCCGGGCGGCCGGGCGGACAGCGGGGCCCGGAGGCGCGGACCCACCGUUCCGCAGAGGAUGGGGCGGCCCCCGGCCUGAGCCAUCCCGGACCUGGACCCCGGAGCCCGCGGCGGAGCCGGGACGGAGCCGCACCUGAAACACCCCGUGGAUCGGAGCUAGAGAAAUCAGAGGCCGUUGAGGAGCCCGACCGAUCUUCCAUCUGACCUGCCUUUUAAGCCAGGGCUCAUCAUGGCGGACGCGCCAGCCCCGCUCCUCCUCCUCCUCCUGUCCCUCUGUGCCGUGGCGGGGGGGACUCCCUACGGCGCCCACUGGAAGCCCACGUGGCCGGCAUACCGCCUGCCCGUCGUCUUACCCCGGGCCACCCUCGACUUGGCCCAGCCAGACUUCGAGGCCGAAGCCAGGCUGGAGGUAGCGUCGCCCUGCGGGCCCCAGUGCCACAAACGCGCCCCGCCGCCCACCUACGAAGAGGCCAAGGGCUACCUGGCGUAUGAGACGCUGUACGCCAACGGCAGCCGCACGGAGACCGAGGUGGGCAUCUACGUGGUGAGCGGCGGAGAGGGCGGCGGAGGGGAGGCCCGGCCCCGGGCCAAGCGGCAGAUCUACGGCUACGACAGCCGGUUCAGCAUCUUCGGCAAGGACUUCCUGCUCAACUACCCCUUCUCCACGUCGGUCAAGCUGUCCACCGGCUGCACGGGCACCCUGGUGUCCGAGAAGCACGUGCUCACGGCGGCCCACUGCGUCCACGACGGGAAGAGCUACGUCAAGGGGGCCCGGAAGCUGAGGGUCGGCUUCCUGCGCGCCAAGCUGAAGGACGGCAGCCGGGGGGCCAACGUCUCGCUCUCGUCCGUCCCCGAGCGGGCCAAGUUCCAGUGGAUCCGGGUGAAACGGACGCACGUCCCCAAGGGCUGGAUCCAAGGCAACGCCAACGACAUCGGGAUGGAUUACGACUACGCCCUGCUGGAGCUGAAGAAGCCCCACAAGAGGAAAUUCAUGAAGAUCGGGGUGAGCCCCCCGGCCCGCCGGCUCCCGGGAGGCAGGAUCCACUUCUCCGGCUACGACAACGACCGGCCGGGGAACCUGGUGUACCGCUUCUGCGACGUCCAGGACGAGACCUACGACCUGCUCUACCAGCGGUGCGACGCCCAGCCCGGGGCCAGCGGGUCGGGGGUGUACGUCCGGAUGUGGAAGAGUCGGCAGCGGCAGUGGGAGCGUAAGAUCAUCGGGAUCUUUUCGGGACACCAGUGGGUGGACGUGAGCGGGUCUCCGCAGGAUUUCAACGUGGCCGUCCGCAUCACCCCGCUCAAAUACGCCCAGAUCUGUUUUUGGAUUAAAGGAAACUAUCUGGAUUGCAGGGAGGGGUGAACGCGGAGGGUUUCCCUCCGCCGCGCACCGUAGCAGCACUUAAGGGCCUUCACUUCAGAUUCCAGGGGAAGCCCGACGUUAGUCGGGCGGUUGUGCGACUUUUCGCGGCGUGUGUUUGAACGCGUGUGUCUGAGCAGGUGGUGCUGUCUGGGUCUCUCCUGGAGGUGCCCCGGGAUCUUGGAGGAGCAGGCUGACGGUAACCCGCUCCGCGGUUAGAGUCGCUCAUCUCUCUAAUAACUACUAUGGACCUCCUAUCCACGUGUGUGCGAGUGUGCACUGUGUGUGUUUGUGUGUGUGUGUGUGUGUGUGAGCGUGUGUGCCUGCGGGGGCGUUUUAUAAUCAUUUUAAUUUCUAAAGUUGCAAGAUGGCCGCUUUCGUCAUCUGGAAAAGGACCGUAGCGCAUCAUCUGAGCACCGGGAUCGGAAGCCGAGGUGGACCGUCUGCCGCGCCGAAUCCGGAAAUCACAUCUGGCAGACCUCGAGGGGAAGCUUUUCUUUCCGACGGCAUCGAUGAUUCUGAGUUUCCAUGUGGCCCGUGGGCCCUUCCAAGGCCCCGCUACCAAAGGGUUUGGACUCCACGGGCUCCAGGCUCUACUAAUAUGCUGGACUACGUUUAAAACUCCCUCCAGGCCUGGAGAGGUUAAUUCUCAGCCUGUGACUGGUGCUUGAUUUUUUUUUUUUUUCCCCCACCCUUGGUCGUCUUUUCCCACACGCUCUCUGCCUCCUCCAAGAGGAUUCUAAGAGUCAGAUGGGACAACAAGGGAGGAGAAACCUGAGUUCCGCCUUUAUUUUUUUUUUUACAACUUAGCGGACACACAGCCGACCCCUCUCAGGGGCCAUUAAUACGAUGACCCACGGUAUCACUUUCUACGGAGAACAGAAACAUUCUUUCUGGUCGCUUAUGAAGCCACCCAGACUGGCCUUCAUGGCAUUUUUGAGGUGUCUUUCUGAGUGCCAAGAAAAAAUGUUCUAAAACCGGGGGGCUGGAGGUGCAGGUCGGCCUCGUGUUUCUUUUUUUUUCCUCCUCUUAAAUUUUGACUGAUGUUUUUGGUUUACAUCCAGUGGUUAAAAGUUUCUUCCCUCCACUAUUCCCAACUCUCUCCGUGGCCCCUGCACUUCGUCCGUUUUCCUCUCACUAACUUCAGAAGUGAUAUAGCGACACUAUUUUGGCCCCAGGCUUGCCUUUCUAUCCCUAGAGGAAUGGCAAGUCAAAUCCGUUGUAAACAAUAUUUGGUCCGCCCGAAUUUAGAAUCUCUAUGCCUGGAGACAAGUAUCUGAUUUUUCUUAGCUUUUCAAAUGGUUUCUUUCCUCCAAGUCACUGCCCAGUGUUCUUGGAAAGUUCUCGGAAAAAAAAAAAAUCACCGCCGGUGGUUUUUGCUGGCUUCGAAUGACGCCAAGAAAGGCGAAGCCACACACGUGCAUUUAAUCCCAGUGAGGUAGGAUAAGCCACACGUGAGUCUACCCGAAGAGUGAAUGGGCCAGACACCGUUCCCAGCCUAUAGAAUUCCAGGUUUUUUCCCCGGCAGCAGUCAGAGCUCCGCUGGAAUCCCCUUGCCACGCUGUCGAACACAGGUGUCUGUGUCGGAGCGGGAAAAUCAAAUGGUGGAGGGGUGUAGCCUACAGAAUGCGGGAGAAGUUUCUGUCUCUUUUGUAUCCGGGGCUGUGGGACUGGGGCUCGCUCAUUCAUUCAUUCGAUCGUAUUUAUUGAGCGCUUACUGUGUGCAGAGCGCAUUGUUGAUAACGGGUGCCUCCUUCAGCCCUGAAGCGUAGAGUCAUGUCAGGUUGGAAGAUUCUGAACAUCAGGCGGACGGGCUGCUCAUUGGAGUGGACGGGGCACACCGACGUAGUUGUGCUGCUGAACCAAAAUGUACCAGCCGCUGCCUCACCUGGGCUGUAGGAAAAAAAUAAAAUGCUUCACUGAAUCGGUUCCCAUUUCUCGUCUUGCCCUACUGAUUUUGGUUUCGGUUUUGUAACCGUUGGAAAAAUAAACCUGAUUGUGCCUGAAAAUCGGAAGAGCCCUCUACUCUAGUUCUGAAAGUCUCCUCUGGCCUUGGCCAAGAGUGGCCCAAGGCCUGCUCCCAGCUGGCAUGUUUUUAAAUUUUUUAGAAAGUUAAAUCAAGGGGAGGCAUUCGAGGUGGGGGACGGCCACCGGGCGGAUGAGAGCUUUUACAAACGCGAAUCAUCCCGGCGUGUCACGGGAGCGUGGUGACUUGUCUCAUCCUUACCUGUCACCGGUUGGCAACACGGGCACUUCUUCUUGAAUGUAUCCCGGAGGGAAAAGAAAACGGUAGGCAUCGAAUGCAAGCAGACGAUGGACGUUUCCUAUACUUGCACCUUGGGUUGAACUGUCGACCGAUUUUUAUUGUUACUUGUUUGUGAGGACAUUCAAAUACAGCACCGUUGCAUUAAGU
Molecule: messenger RNA, 3778 nt
Organism: Ornithorhynchus anatinus (platypus)
Lineage: Eukaryota; Metazoa; Chordata; Mammalia; Monotremata; Ornithorhynchidae
Gene: PRSS23
Product: serine protease 23
Exons: 3
Coding region: 235-1368 (377 amino acids)
Biological process (GO): proteolysis
Molecular function (GO): serine-type endopeptidase activity
Source: RefSeq, a predicted model, not a curated record